Molecule: messenger RNA, 4459 nt
Organism: Hydractinia symbiolongicarpus
Lineage: Eukaryota; Metazoa; Cnidaria; Hydrozoa; Anthoathecata; Hydractiniidae
Product: ELKS/Rab6-interacting/CAST family member 1-like
Exons: 17
Coding region: 206-3277 (1023 amino acids)
Source: RefSeq, a predicted model, not a curated record
GUGCAGAGGACAACACGGGUUGGAACAUCCAAAACAAGGAAAAAGGAAAAGAACAACACAAUGAUCCUGCAAAGGAAAGAAAGAAAGACAAUACGACUGCCAAUGAUGCAAGAUUUGAACAGCCACUUAUCUUCUCCCCUGAGUUACCCUCUGAAACAGUUUAACUAGAAAUAAAUUCAGUACUGGGAAGUAAUGAAAACAGAAGAUGGCAACUUUAUCAGAGAAUGUCUCCAGUGGUGCAAAAAUUCUAAAUCAUGAAAAACAAAGCGAUGCCCACAUGCGUUCACCAUUUCAGCUCACUAAAACAAAGGAAAAUCCCUUGAAAAUUAUGUCCUUGCCAGCAAAUGUUCCAGCAGGUAAUGAAACUACCACAUUCUUUGAUAUGCCACCCACACCUUCAACAGCAUCAUCCGAAGCAUCAGAACCAACAGUUUCUAAAAGUUUAAUUAGUCCUAGUCCAUUUUCAUUAAGUGUAAAAAAAGUUGGAAGCAUUGGAUUGAGUAGUAGUUCUGCACUGUCAUCAUCACCACUAUCUUAUAGCCUGUCAACAUCUGGUGGAAAAGAAAGUUUAUCACCAGAAAAUAAAAUUUUGGAAAUGCAGAAAGAAAUUUCCAGCUUAAAAAAAGAUAUAGAAGCCAAAGAUGCUAAGCUUAGUUCAAGCAUGAAAAGUAUAAAACAGUUUUGGAGUCCUGAAUUAAAAAAGGAACGAGCAGCACGGAAAGAAGAAACUGAAAAGUACAUUUUACUUAAAGAAAAAUAUCAAAUAUCAAAUACACAGAUAGAGGAAUACACAAAAACUCUUGAAGAUCUGGAAUCUGAAUUAAAGUCGCAACAACAGCAAAUUAAUAUGUUGAACAAAGAAUUGCGAAAUGUAAAAGAUGAAAAGGAAUUUAUUGCAAAACUAGAAGAGCAACUGAAUGUUUUGGCUGAAGAGAAACAAAAUCACGAAAAAGAAAUCACAAUUCUAAAUAGCACUCUUGAUGAAUUACAACACAAAUAUAAACUGUUGGAAGAAGAUUGUAAUGACAAAAAUAAAUGUAUUAGUGACUUAGAAAUUAUCCUUGUUGAACAGGAGAGAAAAGAAAAAGAGCAUGAGGGCAAUAAGAAAGAACUAGAAGUACUUUACACAACUAUUAGUAGGCGUGAAAGUGAAUUUAGAAAUUUGCAAAAAGAACUUUCGGAAUACCAGGAGGAGGUGCAAAGACUUCAAAAGCUUGGAGAAAAUGACUAUGAUAAAGAAAAGAAUGUUUCAAAGUAUAAACAAGAAAUUACUUUAUUAAGCGAAACAGUCGCUCAUCUGGAGGAUAAACUUACAAAACAAGAGCAGUUAUUCGAAAUCACAAAAAUUGAGAUUGAAAAACUUUGUCAAAAGGAUGAAGAAAGCACAGAACGCAUAAAUGAAUUAGAAGAAUUGUUUCUUGUUAAGGAUAAAGAAUAUGAUAAAUUGCAAGGGGAGUUAGAAUCUUUGGAAAGAAAGUUUGAAGAAAAUGAGAUGGAUAAACUAAACAGUGAACGAAAGAGUUCUACACCAGCUGAGAUAGAAUGGCUUCGAGAUGUAUUGCAAUCAAAAGAAAAAGAAUUAUGUGCUGUUCAGAAGAAGUUGGUCACAAUGAGAGGAAAACUUCAAGAUGCUGAAAAACUAAGUGAAAAUUUCGAACAGCAGUUAAAGAAAUUAAAGGCGAGUGAUUCCGCAACAGAACUGAGGGAAAUCAUUUUACAAAAGGAAAAAGAUAUAAAUGACGUCGCGGUGAAGUACGAAAAACUUGAUAAGUAUUUAGCAGAAAGAGAAGUCGCCCUGGAACAUUCUCGGGAUGAGUUAAAAGAACUGAAAGCUAAAUGCUCAAGUUUUAAUAUCAUUAAAGAUCAAUUAGAGAAUCAAGUUUAUGAACAAAAAGCUUUGAUUGAUCGUUUGCAAAAACAAAAAGAUAGAUUUGGUGCACCGAAGGAAGAAACAGUGUCACUUGUUAUUUUUGAUGAGCUGAAAAACAAGAAUGAAAAACUCCAGAAAAGUUUCGACGAGAAAGAAAAAGCGGUGCAAAGCUACCAGGCGCAACUCGAAAAAAUAAACAAAAGGAUAAAAGAGAAAGACGGUUUAAUCACCUCCUUACAAAAUGAUGUAACCGUUCAAUCAGAUAAAUUGCAAGAAGAGCAAGAACGUACAAAUAAGCUUCAAAUUGAAAAAGACAAAAUUGUAAAAGAAUUGAAUGUUAGCAUGCAAAAGAUGUUAGAGAUCGAGAAGCAUCGGACCCGUUCAGCGUCCGAAGGACGUUCAGUAUCACCUGUGAAAGAUAACAAAACGACUAAGCAUCUUUGGGACGAACUUUCUAAGAAAGAAUCAAGAAUUGAAGAACUUGAGAAGCAAAUUAAAGAAAAAAAUCGACAAAUCACAACAUUGAAAAAAGCUCAAAAUUUGGAAAAAGAAAAACAACAUCAAAAGCUUAACGAAAGCAAAAAAUCGGAAUUAUCAAUUCAGAUCCAUGAGCUUCAGGAAGAGAAUGAGAAAAGGCUUACGCGGAUUACGAUGCUUGAGGAUGCUCUAAGAGAAAGUGUGAAUAUAGCCGCGGAACGAGAGGAUAUACUAGCUCGCCAUGUUGAAAUGUCGGAGGAGGCUGCCAAAAAACUCACCGAGUCUGAGGGAGAAUAUGACCGCAUAGUUGUGGAAAAAGCAAUUACAAAUAUUAAAAAUGCGUUUUUGAUUUUGUCACUGAGCGAGCGUGAUGCGUUGAUCGCUUCUAUGAAGGCGACAAAGACGCUACACAUUGAAGAACUUCUCAAUAUUAAACAAGAGGGAUUGUUGGUAUCAAUCUCGGAAAAAGACACGCAAAUAGCUCAUCUGGAAUUAUCUUCGCCUAAAACCAAGCGGCAAGAAAUUAAAAAAAUGAAAGCUGAAAAGGAGAAGUUCGUUUUAGAACUGAAAGAACAAAACAAUGUUCGAAUGACCAUGCUAAACAAUGAAGAAAACAAAGAACAUCUCAUCAUAAAUGAGCUAAAAGAUGCACCAGCCGAAAGGGUCUAUGAAGCGAUUCGCCAUCUAUCGAACAGUACCAGCAAAUUGGAGUUUUAUAUAGAGGAAUUGAUGUCAUUUUUGCGCGAGAAAAAUGUGGAGUUAUUAAAAGAUAUGCUUAAUGUUCCUCGUAAGAAAGCACGCUCUAUUGGAAAACUAAAAAAUUCUUCGAAGGAUGAACUAAUGAAAGAAUUGCGAUUUGUGGAGGAAGACAGCGUGCAACUAAAGAAAUACGUAGAAUCGCUACUAGAUAAAUUGGAGGGUCCAGCGUGAUAUUUACGUUAACCGCUUCAGAAUUUUUGAGCCGUCUUUAAUAGCGUUAUUUCUUAAAUUAUUGCUAUUUUAGUAUUGUUUCUGCGAAUUAUUUUUUUUUAAACCUUUUAUAAAAAAAGUUCUCUAUUUUGUUCUCUUUAGAAUACUAACAUAUUCAACGGUUUUUUCAAGCUAUGCGCGAGCACCCAUGUAAUUUUUGUAAAAAAAUGCAUUAUUUAUUCAUUUUAAAAACAAAUAAGCAUAUUUACCGCCAUUAAAGCUCUUCUAAAGUUUUAAAAAAAUUCUUGUGUUUUUACAAGAUUGUUUGUUUGUUACUUUUUGCUACAGCACUUCUUGUUUUGGAGAAGUGCUGAAACUUUCUUGAGCUUUGCAAAUUUUGUCCAAAUUCUGGAAAGUUUCUGUCAGCAAAGUCUUCGCAUGUACAGUAGAAAUUUUGUGUUCAUCAGUGAGCUCUAAGUUGUAUUUAUAUGCUUAGGUAAUUUAUCUAACUCUUAAAUAACUUAUUAUUAUCGUUUGUUGUUGCUGUUCGUUGUUUUUGUAAUGGUUGUUUUUAUGUCGUUUUGUUAUGCUUCCAUGGAAAUUUCUUUUUAAUGUAUUUUGACCGUUAGUUUUAAAAUUUGUAUCAGAGUUAUAUAUGAAUAAAUUUUGGCGUGAAGAAAAUUGGAGGAAACAAAAUUAACGGGAUUUAAUUUUGCGGAUGAGAAAAGACAACACGGAUUAAAAGAUAUGCCUUUGAUUACGACCUUCAUAAAAAUAAAAUUGUAAAAGAAUUAUUACAAAAUUUUGCGCUGGUAGAAAGAAUUAUAAAAGAUCCGAAGUUUGGGGGCCCGAGAUCAGCAGUCUUUGCAGUUAGGAAGGUUUAAAUUUGAUUCCUAGUCGAGUUCGGAGCUAAAAUAAUUCUGAGUGUCUGAAAAGAUGUAAUACUUAUUAAUUUUAACUUAAUAUUAUUUUUAGAUUCCUAUUCAGCCCUAGUCACUCCAGGGCCAACGCUUUUGGAGGCCCUUUAGGUAUUAAGGUGGCAGUAACCCUUUUUUAGCUGUCCAAAUAACUGGAUUAUUUACUCAGUGUUUUAUAUAUAUAUAUAUAAAUUUUCUUUACUAUUACUCGAAAUUAUGGACCUUAACACGUAUGAAAAGGAUUUUUGACUUAUUAUCUAAAUUGCUGAGUCAGCAGAAAUGUUCA